CAUUUUAUCACCACAUUCUUUUCUAAACUUUUUGCUAUACCAAAGAAGAAAAUAUGGGUGUGAAAGGCAAGUUAAUUGCUUCAAUAGAGGUGAAGUGUGGUGGGCAUUUAAUUCAUGAUAUUUUUCACACCAAUACUCAUCAUUUGCCCAACGUAACCCCUCGUAAGAUCCAGCGUUUUGAGAUUCAUGAAGGUGAAACCAUAAAGAAUGGUUCGGUCGUUAGCUGGAAUUAUAACGACGAUGGGAAAGAUAAAUUUUCAAAGCAAGUGAUUGAAGGCGUUGAUCCCCAGAAGAAAUCAGUCACUUGGAAAGUGAUUGGUGGAGAUCUGUUAGAGCUGUACAAUUCCUUCUCCAUUACAACAGCAUGUGACCAUCAAUGGGUUACAUGGACACUUGUGUACGAAAAAAAAACUGAAGACGUACCAGAGCCUCUUGCCUUCUUGGAUUUUGGCAUUCAUGUGACCAAAGAUACAGAGGGUCACCUCCUCAAGUAAUAAGAAUGUCAGUUCUAUUAAAUGGCUCAUAGCCAUAUAUAUAUAUAUGUGUGUGUGUGAGUUGUGUGAUACUAUUCAGCAAUAUUGGCUAGCGCUAGUUCUAGCUAGUGUGUGAUAUAAAUAAGGUCGUGUUUGAAGGAUAUGCUACAUAUGUCACUCUCCUUCUAGUGAUGCAUUUUUAAUGUUCAAUAUAUGUAACAUAUCAUGAAUUUUUCACGUUUGAAAUUACCUAUAAUAAAAGUGAUUUAUUUA
Messenger RNA from Lycium barbarum (goji berry), 746 nucleotides. RefSeq names its product kirola-like. The record is from RefSeq and is a predicted model, not a curated record. The transcript has 2 exons. Lineage: Eukaryota; Viridiplantae; Streptophyta; Magnoliopsida; Solanales; Solanaceae. Gene Ontology annotation, biological process: defense response. The coding region runs from base 54 to 494 and encodes 146 amino acids.